GGAGGGGGAGGGAAGGGGAGAAUCUGUGAGUCGCGGAGAGGCGGCGCGGCGGCUGCUGUGAGGAGACCGGGUGCGGAGCCUCCGGCGGCCCGGCCGCUCAGGGCCGGGGCCUGGACUGGGAAGGAGAGGCCGGAGCAGCGCCAAGAGCCGAGGCCGGAGCCGAGGAGGAAUGUGACCAGGGGUCGGCGGGGGCGCGGGAGUACGCGAGCGCAGGGAUGGGGCAGCAGGUGGGCCGCGUCGGGGAGGCUCCGGGGCUUCAGCAGCCGCAACCCCGCGGGAUCCGGGGCAGCAGUGCAGCCAGGCCCUCCGGCCGCAGGCGGGACCUGGCGGGACGCACCACGGAGGCCGGCUUCAAUAUCUUUACCCAGCAUGAUCACUUUGCCAGCUGUGUGGAGGAUGGAUUUGAGGGAGACAAGACUGGAGGCAAUAGUCCAGAAGCCUUGCACCGCCCCUAUGGAUGUGAUGUUGAACCCCAGGCACUGAAUGAAGCCAUCAGGUGGAGCUCCAAGGAGAACUUGCUCGGAGCCACUGAGAGUGACCCUAAUCUCUUUGUUGCACUUUAUGAUUUUGUAGCAAGUGGUGAUAACACACUUAGCAUCACUAAAGGUGAAAAGCUACGAGUCCUUGGUUACAACCAGAAUGGUGAGUGGAGUGAAGUUCGCUCUAAGAAUGGCCAAGGUUGGGUGCCAAGCAACUACAUCACCCCGGUGAACAGCCUGGAAAAACAUUCCUGGUACCAUGGACCUGUGUCACGCAGUGCAGCAGAGUAUCUACUCAGCAGUCUAAUCAAUGGCAGUUUCCUGGUGCGAGAAAGUGAGAGCAGCCCCGGGCAGCUGUCAAUCUCGCUCAGGUAUGAGGGGCGUGUCUAUCACUACAGGAUCAAUACCACCACAGAUGGCAAGGUCUAUGUAACUGCUGAGAGCCGCUUUAGCACCUUGGCGGAGCUUGUUCACCAUCACUCCACAGUGGCUGAUGGGCUGGUGACCACAUUGCACUACCCAGCACCCAAGUGUAAUAAGCCUACAGUCUACGGUGUGUCCCCCAUCCAUGACAAAUGGGAAAUGGAACGAACAGAUAUUACCAUGAAGCACAAACUUGGGGGUGGUCAGUAUGGAGAGGUUUACGUUGGCGUCUGGAAGAAAUAUAGCCUCACGGUUGCUGUGAAAACAUUGAAGGAAGAUACCAUGGAGGUGGAGGAGUUCCUGAAAGAAGCUGCAGUGAUGAAGGAAAUCAAGCAUCCUAAUCUGGUGCAACUAUUAGGUGUGUGUACUUUGGAGCCACCAUUUUACAUUGUGACUGAAUACAUGCCAUAUGGAAACUUGCUUGAUUAUCUCCGAGAAUGCAACCGAGAAGAGGUGACUGCAGUUGUACUGCUUUACAUGGCCACUCAGAUCUCUUCUGCCAUGGAGUAUUUAGAGAAGAAGAAUUUCAUCCAUAGAGAUCUUGCAGCUCGUAACUGCCUGGUGGGAGAAAACCAUGUGGUGAAAGUGGCUGACUUUGGCUUAAGUAGAUUGAUGACUGGGGACACCUAUACUGCUCAUGCUGGAGCCAAAUUUCCUAUUAAGUGGACAGCACCAGAGAGUCUUGCCUAUAAUACCUUCUCAAUUAAAUCUGAUGUCUGGGCUUUUGGGGUACUGUUAUGGGAAAUUGCUACAUAUGGAAUGUCACCAUAUCCAGGUAUUGACCUAUCUCAGGUCUAUGAUCUGUUGGAAAAAGGAUAUCGAAUGGAACAGCCUGAAGGAUGCCCCCCUAAGGUUUAUGAACUCAUGAGAGCAUGCUGGAAAUGGAGCCCUGCUGACAGGCCCUCUUUUGCUGAAACACAUCAAGCUUUUGAAACCAUGUUCCAUGACUCCAGCAUUUCUGAAGAGGUAGCUGAGGAACUUGGGAGAGCCGCCUCCUCCUCAUCUGUUGUUCCAUACCUGCCCCGAUUACCUAUACUUCCUUCUAAGACCCGGACGCUGAAGAAACAGGUGGAGAACAAGGAGAAUAUCGAAGGGGCACAAGAUGCCACUGAAAAUUCUGCUUCCAGUUCAGCACCAGGGUUCAUUAGAAGUGCACAGGCCCCCAGUGGGUCCCCAGCACUGCCUCGAAAGCAGAGAGACAAAUCACCCAGCAGCCUCUUGGAAGACGCCAAAGAGACAUGCUUCACCAGGGAUAGGAAGGGAGGCUUCUUCAGCUCCUUCAUGAAAAAGAGAAAUGCUCCCACACCCCCCAAACGCAGCAGCUCCUUCCGAGAAAUGGAGAAUCAGCCCCACAAGAAAUAUGAACUCACGGGUAACUUCUCAUCUGUUGCUUCUCUGCAGCAUGCUGAUGGGUUCUCUUUCACUCCUGCCCAGCAAGAGGCGAAUCUGGUGCCACCCAAGUGCUAUGGGGGGAGCUUUGCACAGAGGAAUCUCUGUAAUGACGACGGUGGUGGGGGUGGGGUCAGUGGCACUGCUGGGGGUGGGUGGUCUGGCAUCACAGGCUUCUUUACGCCACGCUUAAUCAAAAAGACACUGGGCUUACGAGCGGGUAAACCCACAGCCAGUGAUGACACUUCCAAGCCUUUUCCAAGGUCAAACUCUACAUCUUCCAUGUCCUCAGGGCUUCCAGAGCAGGAUAGGAUGGCAAUGACCCUUCCCAGGAACUGCCAGAGGUCCAAACUCCAGCUGGAAAGGACAGUGUCCACCUCUUCUCAGCCAGAAGAGAAUGUGGACAGGGCCAAUGACAUGCUUCCAAAAAAAUCAGAGGAAGGUGCUCCAACCAAGGAGAGACCAAAAGCCAAACUUUUGCCCAGAGGAGCCACAGCUCUUCCUCUCAGAACCCCCUCUGGGGAUCCAGCCAUUACAGAGAAGGACUCUCCAGGGGUGGGGGUGGCUGGAGUGGCAGCUGCUCCAAAGAACAAGGAGAGGAAUGGUGGGGCACGACUUGGCAUGGCUGGAGUCCCAGAGGAUGGCGAGCAGACAGGCUGGUCUUCUCCAGCCAAGGCUGCGGCAGUCCUCCCAACCACUCACAACCACAAAGUGCCAGUCCUUAUCUCACCCAAUCUGAAGCACACUCCAGCUGAUGUGCAGCUCAUUGGCACAGACUCUCAGGGGAAUAAAUUCAAGCUCUUAUCUGAGCAUCAGGUAACAUCCUCUGGAGACAAGGACCGACCCCGACGGGUAAAACCAAAGUGUGCCCCACCCCCACCACCAGUGAUGAGACUACUGCAGCAUCCGUCCAUAUGCUCAGACCCCACGGAAGAGCCAACUGCCCCAGCUGCAGGACAGCCCACGUCAGAAACGCAGGAAGGAGGGAAAAAGGCAGCUCCAGGGGCAGUGCCCACCAGUGGGAAAGCUGGGAGGCCUGCGAUGCCUCCACCUCAAGUGCCUCAGCCCACAUCUUCCAUCUCGCCAGCCAAAAUGGCCAAUGGCACAGCAGGUACUAAAGUGGCUCUGAGAAAAACCAAACAGGCAGCUGAGAAAAUCUCAGCAGACAAAAUCAGCAAAGAAGCCCUACUAGAAUGUGCUGACCUACUGUCCAGUGCAAUCACGGAACCUGUGCCCAACAGCCAGCUGGUGGACACUGGACACCAGCUGCUCGACUACUGCUCAGGCUAUGUGGACUGCAUCCCUCAGACUCGCAACAAAUUUGCCUUCCGAGAGGCUGUGAGCAAACUGGAACUCAGCCUGCAGGAGCUGCAGGUGUCUUCAGCAGCUGCCGGUGUGCCCGGGGCAAACCCUGUCCUUAAUAACUUAUUGUCGUGUGUACAGGAGAUCAGUGAUGUGGUGCAGAGGUAGCCACUGUUAGCCUAGUGGGAAGAUGCACACAUUUCUGAGGGGAGGCAGAAAGGGACUUGUUUUCCUGUGUUCUUGUUUUCAAAAAAUGAAAGACUGAUACUUGAGUGUGUUUAUGUGAAGUACCUCAGAUCUCUGAGUUCUCACGUUUACAGGUUCAUCUCAGAAAUAACAAAAAGCAAAAUGCAUAGGAGAGGGAAAUUAGAUGGGGGCAGGGCAGUCGUGGACAGGAUUAGAAGCUGCACUGGAACAUCAGGGAACAUGCGUAUGUCAUGCCGUGAAGAACCCAGUCCAGCUCGUUCUUACCUGGAAUGAUGUGAGGUGGUGAGGGCUGCUCUCAGCAGGGCUGCAGGGACCGUGCCCGGAGGCUGGAGUGGCUGCGGCACUCAUGCUGCACCACAGGAAGGAAGUGACUUGGGCUCCAGUAGGUACUAAUGGUGAUUAUGCUCCAACUCACCUAAUGAACGUGGUGGGACAGAAGAAAGGAAAGCUGGGAAUGUACCAAGAGAAGUUUUGUUUACGGCUUUGGGAAGCAGCUGUCAGCCUUGCUUCCACAAUGUCGCUGCUGCAGUAAGAACUGAGAAUCGAUUUGCUAGAAAACAAAACUGGGAAACAUGGCCCCAUCUGUAUGUUCCUGUCCUGUUUUCCAUUGGUGCAGGAAGUAAAGAAGGCAAGGAAUAACAGUCAGGGAGAUGGAAACCUCCUCCUAAAAUCUUACAUUGGUUGGCAGAAGUCAGUUCUCCUAGUCUAGUAUAUUAUUUCCUGGUGGACCAGGAUCAGCCUUCUGCUUGUUGGUCCCUAUCUGUAGACCACAGGCAUAGGAGUCUCCUUAGUGGUUCUUCUCUGCCCCUUGCUGGGCAGGCUGUCUUCUCUUAUUACUGGCAGCAUUCAGGGCAUUAACCAACAUCGAUUUUGAAAAUAGUGGUCAUGUACAGGUUCUCACAGGGGAAUCUUUUUCUGAUACAGUGCCCCUGCACACUGACAUACUGGCCAAGAACUUGAGCAGCUGUCUAUUUCUUUAUCAACUAAAACACCAGGGAAAGGGUCUCUUCUUGAAACCCAAGGGCCAGGCCCAGAGGCUUGUGAUUGAGAGAAGCUGACUUGGUCCUGAUGGCUGUUUCUCUGUACCUUCCCCCUCCCUCAUCACCUUAGACCCAGUAUAGGUAGAGAGCAGUGAGAAGCUGUCUCUCACUCGAUGGAUUUCAAAUGAAUUACCCUGAAUUAUUCUCACAUGCUUGUCUCCUCUCACUUACCUUCCCGGCAUUGUUGUGCUUGUUGGUAAAGAUCAUAUUGGGAAUAACCUUUGAUAUUUAUUUUGUCAUUUCACCUCUAUUUUAAGAAUGCAUAAUUGAAGGAGCAGGGCAUUUCCAGAGAACACCAGUUAGACCCUGGAAACCUAAUGACUUAACCCCCAAAUAUGUUUUGCCCUUGAAAAAAAGGCCCUUUCCGCCCCUAUUCAGUUAUAAUUAUGGAAACUAAUUAGGAUUGCAUGAAACGAAUCUGUUUAGAUGUUAUUAAUAUUCUUGAUAUCAGGUCUAAUUCCAAUUACCACUUUAUUCUCUUUUUAAAGAUUUAUGACCUGCCCCCCCCAAGAAGAACCCAAUCCAUAAAAAUAAAUCCAUUAUUUUUUCCUCCCAAAGGAAUAUUAACUUAGGAAGAUAGAAAUUCAACAUUGACGAACAGUGAGUUUUCUUCCUGGCUCUGUCAUCGAUCCACUGUCAAGCCACAGCCCCAUCUCUUAAUCUAAUAAAUGAAGGUAAUGAUACAUUUCUCAAGGGUGUUUUGCAAAUAAGUGUAUAGCUGUCCCUUUGAGAGCCUCUCUAGAAAGCUCUUUAGUGCAGUGUUGUUAUGUUGAAUGGUUUUUCAUUCUCUUCGCUGCUCAGUAGCAGAUAAUGAAAUUUAGAACUGCUGAGAUUACAUUAACUGGGCUAGAGUACUAAGCGGGGAAAACUAGGUUUUGGACAGAGUUUGGCAUCUUUGACCAAGGAGGAAAUUGAGUUUUCGUUAGAAAGAAAGGAAACCUCGAUUCUUAUCAUAGCUGCUCCAGAGAAGGCCCAUGCCAAGAGAAGGAUACAGAGGGAAGAGACAGUAUUGGGCGUGCCGUUUGGGGGUUGAGUGAUCCCUGUCUGUACAUUACCUACAGACGCAGCACAGGCAACUAGUGAUCUGGUUAACCUCCUUGUGGUGGUUGAAAGAGAGGACAGAGUUCCUUUAACUUGGAUUUAAAAACCAACCGUCCUCCUUCCACUUUCUUCUGUGCCACUCCGCUUCAUCAUACACUUGCAUAAACUUGAAAUCGUUUUAGCAAUUAACCUUUUAAGGGUGGGACAGGGAAAGCUAAAACUUUAGAAUAUUAUUAUGCUGCUUUUUAAGUUUAUCCCUGUCAUUGUGGGAUGUAAGUUGAGGGAUUAUAAUUGUCUUUCAGGGGAUUUUUUUUUUCCUUAUAAAGCAAGGGAUCUUUCCUUGAGAGCUCUGAAAAUAAGCCUUGGAGGAACACUACUGAGUGUAUCUAAGCUCCCUGGUCUUCUCACUGAAGAACAGUCUUGAGGGUGGGGGCUGUGUCUUACUCAGGGGCAGCACCUGGCUCUGUCUUGCCUGCAUUAGGUGCUCAGUAAGUUCAUGAAUUGAAUCGAUUUUUCUCAACACUGUCGAGAGUAGCAUUGACUAUUAUGGCACACUCCAUGAUGCUUGAACUGUGUAACUUCUGGAGUUGAGGGCUCACAGUUCAGGUUAAAGAGGCACUGUCAACGUAUUAUAAAAGCAUAAUUUAGGUUUUUCCUUUUUCUACUUGAAAAGGACCAGAUUUUAAAAAUAACUUUAUGUAAAUUUAAAAGUUUGAAUUUAAAGCAGAGAAAACUGCUUCAAGAAACUAAAAAUGUAGUCUAAUUCAAUCUAGUUUAAAAACAAAGCAGAGAGAGCAGGAGCAAAAGCGCUUCUACAAGGCGUUGAAAACUUUCUCAAGUGGUUAUAUAUAUGCAUACCUUUGGGCUGCCACAGCUUGAAUCCUUUCAUGUACAGAUAAUAUGAUUUCAGUUUAGAUUUCCUACCUUAAAAUGCAGUGUUUUGUGUAGAAUACAUCUUGAUUGUGCUUUACAUGAAGUAUUUUCUUAAAAAGCUUUAUGUAAAAUUAAAAUAUAUUUUCCUACACACUUCCAUUGUGAUUUUCAGAGAUACAGCCUUAAAAAAAAUUGGCCCUAAGAAAUUCAUUCAGUGUUUUUCAAGAUGACCUCUAUACAUUGAGGUCAUUAGUGGAGACCCUUUCCCAGCUGCAUUUUGGGGUUUAAGUUAGAAUUUCCUUAAAAUUCAGUUGAAAGUUGGCUAGUAAAAUAGUGCCCAGUUAAUAAAACAUGCUGACUUUGCUAAGGCACAGGCCAUAUUUAUUGAACUAAAGUCACGGAGCUUUUGAGUUUAAAGGAUACAGUAUAGGUAUUGAUUUAGAGUUCAGUCUCUAAAGCCAGUCUAGAAGGCAAGUUAUUUAACCUUCCUGAGCCUUAGUUUCUUCACUGGAAAACAGGGAUAAUAGUAGUAACUAACUCAGGGUUGUCGUAAGGAUUAAAUGAGAUAAUGUAUGUAAGAUACUUAGCUUGAGUGCCUGGCACAUAAUGAGCACUCUGUAAAUGUUAACUACUCCUAUUAUUAUUAAACUUAGUCCAGUGAGUCUUAGCCAAGGAUGUGCAACAAAAUCCCUUGGAAUUUAAAACAAAACAAAACUAUAUGCAUUGGCCUCACCCCAGCUCAGAAUUCUCAAUCCCAAGAAUCCCUCCAGGUGUUUCAAACACCCAGCACUGUCUGAAUACUAUCAAUACCCCAGCCCUUUUCUUUACAGCUUAAGAAAUUGGAAGAGAGGAUGGUUAAGUCACUUGCCCAUCAGAGCAGUUCAUUAGUGGUAGAGCCAAGGCUAGAGUUCGCGUCUCUUGACUUUCCGGUUGUGGAGUCUUUCCACCAUUCCUGCUACCUUGUGAGACACUGCAGAAGAAGUGGCUCAGAUGGACAAUCAGUCUGCACGGUGCUGCACACUUUCUAAAGCACACGCUCCUGGCACGCUCUGACCUUAAGUAAGGGGCUUGAAUGUCGAGUAACAGCAACACUAGCAAAGUAGGCAUUCAAUAGAACUCAGUAAUUUAAAAAAUUAUAUGGGGUCGUUCUUUUGGACAGACCUCAGCAACACGGCAGUCUGCACUUUGUAAUAAAGAAAUACCAACUUAAGUUUUAAAAAAAACCUAGUCCGACAUUCCUUUUUCUUAAAAAAAAAACUUUAUUCCAUAUCAUUUUAAUGACUAUGAAAUAAUGUAUAUAUGAAAGCACUUUGAGAAAAGUAUCAAAUGUAAUAUAACUAUAAAGUUGUAUCAUUAAUAUCUAUUUAGAAGAUAAAACAGUUGAUUAGAUGCUGAUUGACUUACAGGUUUUUACCUGUGGGGGACCUAAAAAUGCAGAUAUAUAAACAAUCACUUCUGUAAUUUAUCACAUUUAUAAAUACGAAACUGCUAAAUGAAUAUGUGCAGGUAUAGUAAACGUUUUUGCUAAAAUUGUAGCUCAAUGCUGAAUAACUUCAGAAAACUAGGGACCAACUUCUGGUUUAAUUAUAAUCUUUAAAAAGUACGAAUGUUACUCCAGAACAAAGAAGCUCUUCCAGGGACCUUGACUCAAGAAGAAUGAUGCCCUCAUACCUUGAACUUGUCUGCUACAUGUUCAGCCAUUUAGUAUCCUAAAUAUAGUGGGAGCAGACUCGUUGCCUGUUGAUGUUGACAGUGUCUUUUUAAACCUAUGUCCUGCGUGGUUUUGUUGUUUUUUUGGGGGAGUGGAGGGAUAGAUUGGAUGGCCAUGGAACCAGUGCACUUUGGGAAUUGCUUUUCUAGGAUUUCCUACCAGUUAUAAAUGAGCUUGACAUUCAUCAUCCAUGCUUAUUUUUUUCCUAAGAGUAGUAGCUGAAGGUAACUCACCUAUUAGAGUAUAAAACAUCAAGAGUAAAUUGCCUUGGUGGCCACGUUUGAGUUAUAGCUGCACUGCCUUCUGACCUCUUGCACUUCCUUCCCUUUUUGCUACUGAUGUCACCAUUACUAUCAGGCUCUGCCCCCCAGGAGUUCACGUGGGCUGACAGGGUUGUCUCUGUUUUUCUUCUUGAUGAUUUUGGGGUUUCAUCAUCUUGCUUACAUUAACUUGUUCUACCUGGAUUUGGGGUCCAUCUCUGUGCCCUGAGCAUCUAUGACCAGUCUUCUUUAUGUAGGUGGGUCUCGGCACGUAAGUUUCUUCUUAUGUAUUAAUAGACUCCAGCUGUCUGUAUCUCUGUCUUAGCUUCUGUCAAGCCAGUAGCUCAGUUCUUUUGUGAAUGCCUGCUUCGGUUUGGGAUAUGUGGGAGCAGGAGAGAAAUAGAAGAAGGCAGCUCCAGGGGAGCCUAUACAUUUAUGACAAAGGCAGGCAAAGGCACCUGUACCUUCUAUGUGACAACCCAGGGAAAUUGCUGCUAGCCAUAGCCUCACAGUCAGAGAGGAGAGGCCUUGGGCUGGUUCUAAAAGUUGUCCCGCUCUUAACAGUCAGGAUAUUUAUAUCCUUUGGAUAGAGUUCCAGUUUUCCAACUACCUGACUUUAAAAAAUCUAAUGCAAGGCUUGCUUUUGUUGGCAAGCCAGUAGUGCCUGGAGUAACAAUUACUGUUACCUGCUCUGUUACAGCCGGAGCCUCACUGCCGUUCCCUGCCCUCCUGUGUUACUGGGGAAGCGUGGGUGGAUUUUAGGCCCGUGGAGUGGGCUGCACCCUGCUCCAGAGCAUCUACCUGGUGACUGUCUUAGCUCCAGCCUGUCUUUUGUGAAGUGUACCGCAGUGUCCAGAAAGAUGAGUUUCUGCUCUGGGGCUGCUGCAUGACAGGGUGUAUGUUCUAUCUUGAGAUAACAUGUGAGCAAGAUGAUAUUUCCUUCAUUUCUGACUCAGUAUCCCAGAUCCAAAGGAUAGGAAAUUAGGGAAAGCUUCACUCUGUGAUAUCACGGGGAGAAGAUCCCACACUUCUCCCCAGGUGAAGAGGUCCUGGCAGGUCAUCCUGAUUCUAGGCUGACUUGGAGUGGUCGAGAUCACUCCUAGAGGGCUGUACCUUCACAGGUGGGUUCAUGCAUUUUGCAGGGGAAAAGACCUGUCAGCUGGGUUGAUGUUGCACAACUUUUGAGCUAGAACUGGUAGAAAUGAGCCUUUUGGGUGGCAAACAAAGGCUCACAGCUCUGGUCAGUGAGGGUUCUGUCCGUGAGAUGUUCUCCCCACAUGGGGCGCUGAUUUGGCAGACUGCUGCACUGUUCUCCCUCUCGCUUGGUGAGCUGGGGGAAGGACACUCUAACUGGACUCUUCCCUCCCUCCAGGACACUUACUUCUUUGCUCCUAUGUACGAUUAUAAAUUUGAAAUUGUUUCUCUCUCCUAGAAAAAUUAGAUCCUUUAACCUCACCAUUGCUGAGCAACCUGAACACAGUAGCAAGGCCCUGUUAACUGAGCCUGAGGUCACAGGUAGUGUGUGAGCAGGUCUUUAAACCUGCAAAUCAUCUAAGGGAAGGGAUGUCCCCUUUAAGUUGAAAGGCUAGGCCCAACCUUGUCCUCAGACUGCACCCUGUACAUGCCCUCUGUCUGUUCUGUGAGAUUCUUUGUUCAUCACGGUACUCGAAGCAGCAAGUUUCCAGGCCUACAUGUCACUCCAGCCUACUGAGCUGUACACACAGCUUGAGGUCUCGGAGCGCUGUAGUUAAUUCUUCAGGACACGGUGGAGGCAAACUGUCAACUGCUAACACGCUUUAAGAAAGGAAAUACAGAGUUUGUAUGGUUGGGCUUACUUAGGUUUGCUUCUGAGCAUCAGGAUAGGAGUUUUAAAUCAUGUAAUUAAGCACCAUAAACUUUAGUUGGUGAAAUUUAAUAAAAUUUUCACAUAUAAGGAUACUUAAUUUUCAGCAGUUAUAACACAAUAACAACACGGGUAUGCUAAAUAAAUUUAUUCUUGAUUCAAAGAUAUUGCAGGAUCCUGUGAUGAUUUAGGGUCAUCAGUAGUGAGUCCCAAAUACUGUUGUGUGCAAUUCAGAAGUACCAUACCAUGUGUUGUGAGUGGCAAGAAUGCCAGGAGACAGAGAUGUUGCUGGUAGGUGAGGGCCAGAUAAACCAGCCUUUCCCCAUUUUGACAAGCCAUUUUCACUGUGGCCACUGUUCUUUGGACUCUAUUAUAGAGAGAUUUUCUGAGAUCUUGAGAAAUCACCUUGAUUAGGCUGAUUGUUCUUCAGAGAAAUUAGUAUUCACAAACUAGAAAAGACAGUGAGGUACUCAUCUUACAGUUCUUGAGGGCAUACGUUUGAAAACCCUCAUAUCUGUAUAGAGGGUACACGUCAUGUCCACAGGUUGUACAUACACUGUUGUUGUGCUAAGAAAGGAGGAGAGUGAGUGAAGGAGUUCAUCACAUCUUUCCCUGUGGUGAAUGAAACUGCCCCGGUUGGUGUGUUUGCCAUGAACAGGCUGGCUGAGCUGUUAAUGCAUGCUCAGAACUCCAUCUCCUGGGUAGACCCCGCACUUUUCCUUCUUUGCAAUCUGAUUCUGUAAUGACUAUCAGUAGAGAAACCCCAGUUUUAUGCUCGCUUGGCAAAAAUAAGUCUGAACAUUUCAUGGUGGUUGACAGAACUUUGUCCUAAAACAUAUGAUUCGGAUUCUUUAAAACUUGUUUAACGUUUAUACCAAAGGUCAUGCUCUGCAGGUGUAUGUGUGGUGGGUGCACAGAGGGUGAGGUCUGGAGGGCCCGGGCACUGUGUGCGUUGCUAAGAGACAGUGAGACAAUAUGGGAUUUCAUUGAAAACACGUCAAUCAUGGGUCACACUACCAGUGUUGUCAGGUGUUUGUUCUUAAUUGUUAUUAAUUGUUAUUGUAAUAUAUUUUCGGGUGUUUUGUUUUUCUAAUUUAAUUCUCUCACCCUGUUGUCUGACUGUGAACUGCUAACAGUGUUAAACUUGAUGUAAAUAAAUGAGGCCCUGAAAGGGGAAUGCUGUCUGCCUGUUGUCUCACAAAGCUUGCCAAUUUGUGUUUUAUUUUAAAUAAAGGUUGCAAUAUUUUAUUGGCAAA
Molecule: messenger RNA, 11824 nt
Organism: Diceros bicornis minor
Lineage: Eukaryota; Metazoa; Chordata; Mammalia; Perissodactyla; Rhinocerotidae
Gene: ABL2
Product: ABL proto-oncogene 2, non-receptor tyrosine kinase
Exons: 12
Coding region: 216-3761 (1181 amino acids)
Biological process (GO): protein phosphorylation; regulation of apoptotic process
Molecular function (GO): non-membrane spanning protein tyrosine kinase activity; ATP binding; protein binding
Source: RefSeq, a predicted model, not a curated record